Saccharomyces mikatae IFO 1815 is the source of this 780-nucleotide messenger RNA. RefSeq lists its product as uncharacterized. Gene Ontology annotation, biological process: fungal-type cell wall organization. Gene Ontology annotation, cellular component: fungal-type cell wall. The record is from RefSeq and is a predicted model, not a curated record. The transcript has a single exon. Gene Ontology annotation, molecular function: structural constituent of cell wall. Bases 1 to 780 code for a protein of 259 amino acids. NCBI's taxonomy places the organism in Eukaryota, Fungi, Ascomycota, Saccharomycetes, Saccharomycetales, Saccharomycetaceae.
AUGCAACUCAAAAAAUUCUGGAUAAUUGCAGUCUCGCUAGCAGUUGUCAUUGCCCAAGGGUAUACACCAGGUGAGCAAUGGUCAUCGUUAACUCCUUCAGCAACCUUUUCUUGUGCUGCUACUGAGUUCACUUCUACUUUCGGUAUCGCUGUUCAAACUAUUUCAACCGAUUGUAUCAGUGCUAAUAAGAGAGAUCUUAUCUCUCAAAUCGGUGAUGGUCAAAUUCAAGUCACUGCUGUCCCUACUAAAGCCGGAUUGGUUUUCGUUGGCGAAAGUGUCGAUAUCACAACCACUUUAACUAGAACUUCUAUUAUUACAGUAAGAGAGAGAGCCACUACAACGUAUGUUGGCUACCAGGCUAGUUCUUUCAACAAAAACCCCGCAUCUAUCCUAUCCCCAUCACCGAGCCUUCCCUCUGUUAUUUCCUUUAUUUUUGCUUCAAAAUGCCAAACCACUGCCGUUGUUUCUUUAAAAAACGGUUCUUGUAGCAGUGAUAGUACUUUGAAAGUAACUUUAAUGGGCGGUAUCUUGACUGACGGUAAGGGUAGAAUCGGUUCUAUUGUUGCCAACAGACAAUUCCAAUUCGAUGGCCCUCCACCACAAGCUGGUGCCGUCUACGCGGCUGGCUGGUCUAUUACUCCAGAAGGUAACCUGGCCCUUGGUGAUGAGGAUGUCUUCUAUCAAUGCUUAUCUGGCGAUUUUUACAAUUUGUACGACCAAAAAAUUGGAGAGCAAUGCAGCAGAAUUCACUUACAAGCAGUUUCCUUGAUAAGUUGCUGA